This is a messenger RNA of Gadus macrocephalus (Pacific cod), 1224 nucleotides long. Its product is annotated as olfactory receptor 52E4-like. Gene Ontology annotation, cellular component: membrane. Gene Ontology annotation, biological process: G protein-coupled receptor signaling pathway. Gene Ontology annotation, molecular function: olfactory receptor activity; G protein-coupled receptor activity. The record is from RefSeq and is a predicted model, not a curated record. The coding region runs from base 287 to 1207 and encodes 306 amino acids. The transcript has a single exon. Lineage: Eukaryota; Metazoa; Chordata; Actinopteri; Gadiformes; Gadidae.
UAUAAAUGACGCAAUACUAGAUUAUCCUGAGAGAUAGAGGUCCAUCCUCUUUGGGUAAAACUGGACAUGAAGGAGGGAUAAUAAUGAGAACCACUGGGACAACAAUAAAAUGAGCUAACAACUACAUUUAUACUGCUGUAAAGCUCUACAGGGCUCCAUAACAGCAGCAACCUUCCCAUAAACAAAGAACAGCUUCAAAUUCCACUGUUUAGUUUUUUUCUCGACUCGGCGCAUAGAAGAUAAUUUACAGGAUAAUUCCUUAAUUGGACUCAAGCAUUUUCUUCAGAUGGAUGUUGAUGAUAAUAUGACACGUAUUAUCCUUGGGGGGCAUGUACAGCUUUCAAAAUAUAGAUAUUUUUAUUUCUCAAUUACUUUUCUUCUCUUCAUUCUAAUUAUCUGCAGCAAUACUAUUGUUUUAUAUGUCAUCUAUGCCCAUGAAAGCCUUCACAAACCCAUGUAUAUUUUUGUUGCUGCUUUGCUUAUGAACGCCCUGUUUGGAAGCAUGACCAUCUAUCCCAAACUUCUUGUGGAUCUGCUGUCAGCAACCCAAACAAUAUCCCUCCCUGCCUGCCGGUUACAGAGCUUUUUAAUAUACGUAUAUGCUAGUUGUGAAUUCACACUGUUGUCAGCGAUGGCUUUUGAUAGGUAUGUAUCCAUAUGCAGACCUCUCCAAUACCACUCCCUUGUCAGGACACAAACUGUCAAAUUAAUUUUGGUUUUGGCUUUUUGUUUGCCUAGUUGUAAAAUUGGAAUUGGUAUUAUUUUGUCAACUAAUGCAGGACUAUGCAAGUUUGUGAUAAUGAGAAUUACUUGUGAUAACUAUUCUCUUGUCAAAGCGGGGUGUGGGCACUCUAGUGUAAUUAAUGCAUAUGGGCUUUUUGUAAUGGUACUUUCUAUAGUGCCACAUCUAAUAUUUAUUGCGUUUUCUUACACGAAAAUAUUAAUCAUUUGUCUGAGGAGCUCCAGGGAUUUCAGGAGAGGAGCUCUUAACACGUGUCUCCCCCACCUUGUUAUAUUUCUGAACUUUACCAUAAUCAUUAUGUUUGAUGUCAUUCAAAAUCGUAUCCCAUCUGGCAUACCGCAUAUUGUUCGUCUUAUAGUAUCUCUACUGUAUGUUGUGAUUCCUCCUCUCUUCAAUCCUCUCAUGUAUGGAUUUAAAAUGCAAGAGAUAUCUCAACGUCUUGUAGCACUAUUCAAGCAGAAAUAACAGCAUUUGACAGACAA